GUAGGUGGCGCUGAGUACACCUCAACUUACUCCUUCAAGAGAAGUUGUUUUGAAAACGUCAAUGUUCAAACACACACAGUCCGGAAAGGGGACAUCGGCUUUAAUCGUGUACCCCUCUGACUGCAAGGCCAGCUGGGUUGUCUUCAUCAUAGAUCAACUUAAUGCUGUGCCACUAGGCCAGCAUUUCAAAUGAACAUGUCUCUUGCUCAAAGAGUCCUCCUGACAUGGAUCUUCACGCUUAUAUUCCUUAUCAUGCUGGUCCUGAAGUUGGACGGGAAGAUCGUCUGGAACUGGUUCCUCAUCUUCCUUCCUGUCUGGACCUUUGAUCUUAUUCUCCUCCUCAUGCUCAUUGUCAAAAUGGCAGGCCGCUGCAAGCCGGGGUUCGACCCUCGCAACGGGGCAGAGAACUUGAAGAAGCGCGUGUGGUACCUCGUGGCCAUGCUGCUUAAGCUGGCAUUUUGUCUGAUGCUGUGUGCCAAAUUGCAGAACCUAAUGGACAUCUUGGUGAGCUCGGUUUGCACCCCUCUGUGGGCACUGCUCAUCGGAGCUAUGGUGGAGUUGGGCUACAAUGUUUUCCACUUCAGAAGAGACUGAACGGUAUUCAUUGAAAGCCAGCGGAAGUCUUUACUGUAUUCUUCAGGAAUAAAAUCAUCUUGAAAGUAGAUGUUAUUCGUAAAAAAGGGAAUAUAUAACGGACAAUAAGAAUGUACAGCGAAUUCAAGCUCUUUAUCAGGAAUUGCUUGUUUCUUUCAGGCUCGAGAGUGACUACGCUGAAUAGCCUACGUUUCAUGUUCACCGUGAUGCAGGCAGGGUUACCAAUUUUGGCUCAGUGGUGAGUUUCCACUCAGGUGACAGAAAUGAGUGAUUGUGAAUGUUGCUCAGAAUAUUUAUUGCAUUUUAGUGAAACACUGAGAUCAUUAGCGGCAUACCAUAAUGGACAUUUGAAAAAUAACCGUUGACGUGCUGCAUACACACUGUUUGUUCAAUCAGUACUGUAACACAACAUGGUUUGCUAACGGAAAAGACAUACGUUCUACAAUCUUUGUGUAUAUUUAUAAAUCUGUGUUUCUUUAUCAUACCCUUAUUGUUUUGCAUUGCAGAACUUGCAUAAUACAUGUUUACAAAAUGUAAUUUUAAUUUCUCUUGUACAGAGUGUGUAAAUAAGAAUAAUAAAAAGUAAUAACAGCAUCCUUGUAAUUAAAAGAUGUAUAUUUAUUUUCUUUAUGACAAAUAAACUACCAGUCAAAAGCUUUUGAAGAGUAAAAUUUUAAAUGUGUCUCUUCUGCUCACCAAGCCCGCAUUUAUUUGAUACAGCAAAAACAGUAAAAUUUAGGGUUUUUUUACUAUUUCAAAUGUCUGUUUUUUAUUUGAAUAUAUUUUAAAAUGUAAUUUAUUCUUGUGAUCAAAGCUACAUUUUCAGCAUCAUUACUCCAGUCUUCAGUAUUACAUGAUCCUUCCAAAAUCAUUCUAAUAUACUGAUUUGCUGUUCAAGAAACAUUUAUUAUUAUUGUCAAUAUUUAAAACAGUUGUUCAUUUUUUUCAUGAUUUUUUAAUGACUAGAAAGAUCCAAAGAUCAGGAUUUAUCUAAAAAUAAAAAGCUUUUGUAACAUCAUACACUAAAUUCAAAAGCUAAACGCUACAUUUAAAAUUUUAAUUCAAAAUUCUAAGCACCACAUUCAAAAGCUUGGAGUCAGUAUAAAAGAAUUAUAGAAAUGAUUAUUUUUAUUUAGCAAGGAUGCCUUAAAUUGAUUAAAAAAAAAUUGAUUAUAAAGAAAUGUAUAAUGUUACAGAAGAUUUCUAUUUCAGAUAAAUGCAGUACUUCUGAACUUUCUAUUCAUCAAAGAAACCUGAAAAGAAUUAUACUCUGUUGUUUUCAACAUAAUAAUAAUAAAUGUUUUGUUGUGGUGGUUGUUUAGCAGCAAAUCUAAAUAUUAGAAUGAUUUCUGAUGGAUCAUGUGACUGGAGUAAUUAUGCUAAAAAUUCAGCUUUGAAAUCUCAGGAAUAAAUUACAUUUUAGAAAAAACAGUUAUUUUAAAUAGUAAAAAUAUUUCAAAAUUUAACUGUUUUUGCUGUACUUUGGAUCAAAGAAAUGCAGAAGAGACUUCUUCUAAAAAAAAAAAAAAACAUUGAAAUUCUUACUGUUCAAAAACUUUUGACUGGUAAUGUAUUAUAUUUACAAAUGUUUCCAAGAAGGUGUAAAAAAAAAAACAACAGGGAGCAAAAGAUCCAGUAGAAAUCUAGUUAUUCAUUAGUUAAUUUUAAGUAAUUAAAUUAUAUUCCUCCUUUCUAACUGAAAU
This is a messenger RNA of Labeo rohita (rohu), 2297 nucleotides long. RefSeq names its product transmembrane protein 60 (gene tmem60). Bases 190 to 594 code for a protein of 134 amino acids. The record is from RefSeq and is a predicted model, not a curated record. The transcript has 2 exons. NCBI's taxonomy places the organism in Eukaryota, Metazoa, Chordata, Actinopteri, Cypriniformes, Cyprinidae.